CAAAUCGGUUUGCGGUUAUAAUCGGUUAUCGGUUGGCAAAACCUAACCGCUUGAAUACCCAGGUAUUUAACCCUUAAGAAUAUAAAACGCGCGAAAAGUAGCUUUGUGAAGUUUUAAAAAAAGAAAGCUUUGUGUUGAGAGUUGAUUACAACUUCUUCCUCUUCUACUUCUACUUGUGCUUUACCAAAUCAUCAUGGCCCCCGAUGCGUCUGAUGCCUUUCCAGUGAGACAGAAAGUUCAAUUUCUGAAUGCUGCUCGUACCGGCAAUCUCAAUCUCUUGAAGAACUUGGUGGGGCAGCUUAACGAGGUGAAGGGGUUGGCGAUAACGGUCGCGGAUAUCAAGGAUCCCAGCAAUCGAGGGGUCCUUCACUUUGCGGCCAACGCGGGGCAGACUGAGGUUUGCAAGUACUUGUUGGAAGACUUGAAGCUUGAUGUUGAUACAAAAGAUAACGGUGGUAAGACUCCUCUUAUUCAUGCUGCCCUACAAAGACGUACUGAUACUGCCAAAUACCUUCUUGAGUGUGGUGCCAAUCCUGAUGUACGUGUUGACUCUGGGACCACGUUACUGCAUCGUUGUGCCGCAUUUGGAGAAAUUGAGUUGCUGAGGAUUUUACUCUCCAAAGGUGUUGAUAUUGAUCCUCAAAUUGAUGCUGGUACUCCUUUAAUGGUGGCUGCUGCUCUUGGACAAGAAGAGUCUGUGAAAGUUCUUUUGGAACACCAUGCUAGUCUUAAUUUUGUUACAGAUAAGAAUGUUACUCCAAUGGCAAUAACAGUGGCUUCCAGUUCACUGGCAUGCUUAGAGUUGUUGAUACAGGCAGGUGCCAAUGUAAAUUUUAGCUUUAGUGGAGCAACCCCUUUGCAUAUGGCUGCUUAUAAAGGGAGUUUAGAAAUCAUAAACUGUUUGUUGAAAGCUGGAGCUGAUCCAAAUGCCACUGAAGUGGGUGGUGAGAAGCCAAUCCAGGUUGCAGCUGCAAGAGGCUAUCCACAAGCUGUUGAGAUUCUUUUUCCAUUGACAUCAAAAGUUGAAGCCAUUCCAAAUUGGACCGUUGAUGGAAUACUUGAGUACAUGCAGUUUAAACGUAGCAAAGAACAGGUUGCACGAGAAGCAAAGAAGAAAGCUACAGAAGCAAAAUCAAGAGGAGAUGAUGCUUUCAAAAGAAAAGAGUAUCAUAUGGCUGUAGAAGCUUAUACCCAAGCAACCGAUUUUGAUCCCACUGAUGCUACUUUGCUUUCCAAUCGGAGCCUUUGUUGGAUGUGUUUGGGUCAAGCUGAGGAUGCCUUAGCUGAUGCAAAGUCCUGCCGAACAUUAAGACCAGAUUGGCCAAAAGCUUGCUAUCAGGAAGCCGCAGUUUUGCGUUUAUUGCAGAGGUUUGAUGAAGCAGCCAACUCUUUCUAUGAGGGAGUGAUGCUCGACCCUGAAAAUAAGGAGCUUGCAAAUGCCUUCAGGGAAGCUGUUGAAGCUGGGAAGAAGAAAUCAUAGUUUGCCAUCUUCUGAUUUCCCAAAAGUUGUCACAAGAGGAAUGAAGGACUUGAAUGUGCGGAUAAAGACUUGAAGGGGGCCUCCUCAUCUGAGAAACUGGGAGCUUACUUUUUUUUUUGUUGUUUAUACCAUACAGAAAUAGAAACUGGGAGCUUACUCUCUCAGGGCCGCUUUGAUUACUCAAAAGUAACUCUUUUGACUCGUGCACCUACGCGGACAAAAUAUUAGUGUUGUUAUUUGGAAAGGAAAAUAACUACUUAUUUUGAUGGUGUUAUGCAUGUAAUGCAGGCAUGAAUGGAAGAGGAGC
Molecule: messenger RNA, 1787 nt
Organism: Corylus avellana
Lineage: Eukaryota; Viridiplantae; Streptophyta; Magnoliopsida; Fagales; Betulaceae
Molecular function (GO): protein binding
Source: RefSeq, a predicted model, not a curated record